AUGACCCUCAACCUACCUAUUCUAAUCUCAGAUCAUAGUCCUAUUUUCCUUCACACUUCCCCAUCUCAUGAACGUAGGAGAUCUCCAAUUAAACUGGAAGCUUGGUGUCUAGAUUUUAAGGAAAUCUCGCACAUUAUUACCGACAUAUGGCAUACCCAAGUUGAUGGAUCCCCAAUGUAUAGGGUAGCCCAAAAAUGUCGUCACAUAAGAUAUAGAUUAUUCAAAUGGUGCCAAGAGUUCAAAAGGUCUAAUAACAUUAACUGGGAAGAGUGUUUAGAUCAGUGUGGCGAAGCCCAGUCAAAUCUGCUGAACCUCAAUGGAGGUGCCCAGGACGAGAAGAUUGUACAAUCAGCAAGGGAAAAAUUGACCUUACAGGUGAAAUUUUGGAAUCAACGGGUCAAGAGUAAACAUCGAGCUUGGGAAGAUUCAAACACCAAAUGGUUUUUCCGCAAAGCAAAGAGUAGGAAAAAGCGUAAUCAAAUUCUUAUGAUUAAGUCAGCGGCGGGUAACUGGAUAUCAGAUCAAAAAGCAAUACAAAUGGAGAUGAUGAAAUAUUUUGCUCAGAUUUAUCAAGGUCGGCAUCAUGGUAGUGAUUACUGGGAGGAGCUUUCCACUAUACGGAAUUUGAUACCACAAUUAUCAGAGGAUCAACAGAAUUCUUUGACAAAAUCAGUUACUUUUGAGGAAGUGAAGUUAGUAGUAUUUCAGAUGGGCAGUCUUAAGGCACCGGGACCAGAUGGUAUUCCAGCUCAGUUUUAUCAACAAUAUUGGUCAACGGUGGGUACUGAUAUUUGGAAGGCGGUCUCCCAUUUCUUCUCUACAGGUUACAUACUCAGGGAGUGGAAUUACACCAACAUCUGCCUCAUUCCAAAGACUGAAAGACCAGAAGAAGCAAGUCAAUUUCGUCCCAUCAGCCUAUGUAAUGUUAUUUAUAAAAUAAUAUCUAAGGUCAUUUCUAACCGUCUUAAACCAAUAUUGAGGGAGUUGAUUUCCCCAUUCCAAAAUGCCUUCGUUCCCGGGAGACAAAUGGUUGAUAAUUGCUUAAUCGCCCAUGAGUUGGUCAACAACAUCAAACAGACAACAUCCGGCAAACAGUAUCUGGCGGCUCUGAAGAUUGACAUGUUUAAAGCCUACGACAAAGUAGAUUGGGAUUUCUUAGAUUGGCUGUUGGCGCAAAUGAGAAUCCCAAGUAAAUGCCGUCAUUGGAUCAUGCAAUGCGUAACUACUGUGUCUUACUCAAUCAUUGUCAAUGGAGAACCUACUUCUCGUUUCUAUCCUACUUGCGGUCUCAGACAGGGAGACCCAUUAUCCUCCUACCUUUUCAUUCUUGUUAUGGAUGUUCUGUCUAGAAUGUUAACUAACGGGAUAGCUGACAAAUCCUUUGAGGGAAUAAAAAUAUCCAGACUGGGACCUUCAGUCUCACAUCUUUUUUUUGCAGAUGACUCUCUAAUUUUCUUCAAAGCAAAUCCGAAGUCUUGUGAUGGAGUGAAGAAUAUCGUAUCAGAGUUCAGCAGAUUAUCAGGGGAAGUUAUCAACUACCAUAAGUCUCUGAUUAUGUUCAGCCCAAACACGCCUCACAAUUCUCGUCAACAAAUGAGAGCUUUAAUUAAUACCCCAGUUGCAGAUUCUCUUGGAAAAUAUUUGGGUGCGAAUAUCGAAGUGAAUGGAAGGAAUACCAGAUUGUAUCAUCCGCUAGUAGAAAAGGUGGAGAAAAAGCUCUCAAGCUGGCAUAAUCUCUCACUCUCGCUCGCUGGACGAAUCAUAUUGAUUAAUAGCAUCCUAUCUAUGCUCAGUCUGAAUAUUCUCAGUACUUUCCUCAUACCUAAGACUAUAGCAAACCGGUUGAAUUCCAUCUUUGCAAGGUUUCUGUGGGCUGGUACAAGUGACAAAAAACCUAUCUACUGGAAAGGAAAGUCAACGCUGGAGUUACCUAAAAGUAGCGGAGGGCUAGGUAUAAGAAAUGUUCAUCUUUUUAACAAAGCGUUGCUUGCAAAGCAAGCAGUUAGAAUUCAUAACUCCAGUCACUCUCUGAUAGCUCAUUUGGCUGUCCAAGAUUGCGAGGGAGGUUUCACUAAAAUAAUAGGCGAUGGCUCGGACACCAAAAUAUUAGAGGAUAAGUGGGUUACAGGUGAACCCAUCAAGCUUAAAACUGGAAUACAGUUACAAGAAAGAGGAAUUCGCACUGUUAAAGAUUUAUUUGUGGUAAAUCAAAAGAGGUGGAACUCGGAGCUCAUAUGGAAGCUCUUUGUGCCAGAAUCGUCUACUAGGAUUCUCACAACCUACAUUCCUAAGGAGCAUAUUCAGGAUUAUUAUGCAUGGAGUGAAUCUAGGCACGGGGAUUUCCGAGUAAAGGAUGCUUACGUAUUCCUUCUGGGACUGAGAGGCGGUCCUCAAUCCAAUUGUUCUCAUAGGAGAUUCUGGAGUAAACUCUGGGCAUCAGAUCUUAGACCCAAAUGGAAAAUUUUUAUCUGGAGACUUCUCCAGAAUUCCUUAGCUGUCAAUUGCAACCUAGCAAAGCGCAACAUUCCCAUCAGUGUUAACUGCAGCAUAUGCCAUCAAUUUCCAGAGGAUGAAAAGCAUCUAUUCAGAGACUGUGAUACCUCUUCUCGAAUAUGGUCUGCUUCGGUCCUCGGGAUUAAUACGCGGUCAAGUGUAUACAUUCCGCUUGGAGAUUGGAUUCGGAAUUUCUUACAUCUCUUUUGGCGGGAAGAUGGGUUAAAUUCUGAGAGGGUAAGAGAGUUUGUGACUACUCUCUGGUCAAUCUGGCUUUAUCGAAAUAAUAUUGUGUUUAACAACUUAACUGAACACCCGAUGGCUAUAUUUCAAAAAAAGAAAAUCCUUCUCGAAGAAUUCGAUGAGAGCGGUAAAAUAACAAGGAAGCAACUUAAGAGGGGUUCAAUUGCUUCGGAUUCAUAUCAGCCAGACUCACCUCUUUUUCGUAUUGUUCAGUCAAACGUAUGCUCAGUUUUAGUAGACGGAGCUUGGAAGAGACAUAAACUAAAUUAUCCGAGAGCGGGAAUAGGGUGGACAGCCUAUAUGAACGGUUAUAAGAUAUUUGAGGGUAACGACAAGGUUUUAGCUUCUUCUUCUCUACAAGCUGAAGCCCUAGCAGUGUAUCGGGGUCUCCAUGAAGCUUACUCAAAAGGAUUCCGAAAUAUUCAAAUUCACUCAGAUUCAGCAGAGGUUGUGCGUGCAGUGACUAGUCCACAUCAGCCAGUCGAGAUUGCCACAAUUAUACAUGAUGUCAGGGCUCUGGCUCAUCGUGUUCCUCAAUGGGGAAUUACGAGGGUUAAGAGAGAAAAUCUAGUUGUAGCGCACAAUUUAGCAAUAGCGGCUAGGCAAGGUAAAUUACUUUAG
Beta vulgaris subsp. vulgaris (sugar beet) is the source of this 3357-nucleotide messenger RNA. RefSeq lists its product as uncharacterized. The record is from RefSeq and is a predicted model, not a curated record. Gene Ontology annotation, molecular function: RNA-DNA hybrid ribonuclease activity; nucleic acid binding. Lineage: Eukaryota; Viridiplantae; Streptophyta; Magnoliopsida; Caryophyllales; Amaranthaceae. The transcript has 2 exons. The coding region runs from base 1 to 3357 and encodes 1118 amino acids.